Messenger RNA from Penaeus vannamei (Pacific white shrimp), 1011 nucleotides. The record is from RefSeq and is a predicted model, not a curated record. NCBI's taxonomy places the organism in Eukaryota, Metazoa, Arthropoda, Malacostraca, Decapoda, Penaeidae.
AUGCCAAACCAACACCUGGAAACAACACCCUGCCAACACCUAGAACCAACACCUGGAAACAACACCCUGCCAUCACCUAGAACCAACACCCUGCCAACAACUAGAACCAACACCCUGUCAACACCUAGAACCAACACCCUGCCAACACCUGGAAACAACACCCUGCCAACACCUGGAAACAAACUGCCAACACCUAGAACCAAAACCCUGCCAACACCUAGAACCAACACCCUGCCAACACCUAGAACCAACACCCUGCCAACACCUAAAACCAACACCCUGUCAACACCUAAAACCAACACCCUGCCAACGUCCAGAACUAACACCGAUAACCAACACCCUGCCAACACCUGGGACCACACCCUGCCAACACCUGGAACCAGCACCCUGCCAACACUUAGAACCAACACCCUGCCAACACCUGGAACCAUCACCCUGCCAACACCGAGAACCAACACCCUGCCAAUACCUGGAACCAACACCCUGCCAACACUUAGAACCAACACCCUGCCAACACCUCGAACCAUCACCCUGCCAACAACCAACACCCUGCCAACGCCUGUGGCCAUCACCCUGCCAACGCCAUCACUGCCAACGCCCGUGACCAUCACCCUGCCAGAACCAACACCCUGCCAACACCUAGAACCAGCACCCUGCCAACACCUAGAACCAACACCUUGCCAACACCUGGAACCAUCACCCUGCCAACACCGAGAACCAACACCUGGAACCAGCACCCUGCCAACACCUAGAACCAACACCCUGCCAACACAUGGAACCAAAACCCUGCCAACACGUGUAACUAACACCCUGCCAACACCUGGAAACAACACCCUGCCAAUACCUAAACCAUCACCCUGCCAACACCCAGAACUUACACCCUGCCAACACUUAGAACCAACACUGCCAACACCUGGAACCACCACCCUGCCAACACCUAGAACCAUCACCCUGCCAACACCCAGAACUUACACCCUGCCAACACUUAGAACCAACACUGCCAAUACCUAG